Messenger RNA from Closterium sp. Naga37s-1, 1488 nucleotides. The record is from the annotation of a GenBank genome assembly. NCBI's taxonomy places the organism in Eukaryota, Viridiplantae, Streptophyta, Zygnematophyceae, Desmidiales, Closteriaceae.
AUGCCCGUCGCACUAGUAAUACCAUCCGCACCUGUAGCAUGUGCGUUUGUACUUAUAAUAGCGAUAGCACUACCACCUCUCCUCUGUACGGCUCGAACGCCACGGCUUGAGUCAUACGAGCAAGCGUUGUCACAGAAGCAGAGCCGUCACUCCGGCGAGGCAGUUACUGCUACUACGCAUCACGUGGUGUCGCCUGGACGGGCUUUAAGAAGACGCGGUCUCGGCGGCCUGCCCCGACUCCCCUCGCUUAAAGCCCUCCUGACGAUCCUCGAGGGCCGUUCCUCCCCAUCCCCCUCUCCCCCUCCGCCACGACCUCCUCCGCCCUCCUCACCUCCCCCUCCCCUUCCUCCGCCCUCCCCACCGGUUGCGCGAACCUUUCCCCUCCCUAUCGCGUCUCCGCCACCCCCAACUCCCGCCGUCCGCAGUCCCCCCCAACCUUCCCCGCCUUCCCCUUCGCCGCCCUUCCAGCCCCCGCCGCUUCCCCCUGCUUCUCCCGCAACUCCCCCGCCAUCCCCCGAGCUGACCUCCCAGGAUUUCUCCAUUCAACCUCGGCGACGAGGGGAUUCCUAUAUCACCGCCACUCUUGCGCCUCUCGGACCUUCCCCCGCCCCCGCGCCUGCCCCUUCCCCUUCCGCCUCCGCCUCCGCCUCCGCGCCCGCGUCGGAAGGGGGGGAAUCAUUGGGCCUCUUCCUACCUGUUGACGAUCCAGAUUAUUUCCCCCCUGACGGUCCGGAUCUCUCUAAUUCCAACCCUUCUGGCGGCUCCCAAGGCAACAGCGGAGGUUCGGAUGGCGGAGCUUUUGAGCCUGGGACCCCCUCUCCGCCUCCCCCGAAGGAAAGGCCUCCGGGCUGGGUGGAGCUGACGUACGGUGGCGGGCCGGUGAAGCACGAGCCUAUAAACGCGUACAUACUGUACUACGGCGCGUGGGAGUCCCCAUCGUUCAUUAUAGAAAACUUCAUCAAUUCUCUAACUCACGACCCGGACGAGUCAGAGGCCUACGGCGAAACUGACGCCUAUUCUGACAUGGUGUCUGGAGAGGAAGGGGAGGCGUCUUCUGGGCAGGCAGCAUCUGUGCGGGGGUGGUGGAGAGUGGUGGGACGGUAUACGGGGCGCGACGAGAGCAACCCUGGCAUCAUUGUCAACGUCACGGAUCAGGUUAUUCUGGCCGGGUCAGGGAGAGACAACUACUCCGCUGGAAGUGAUCUGACCGGCUGCGAAGCCUCAGUUGAAACGGUUCUCAGCAAUGCGUUGGGCGACGGUGCCAUGCUUCCUGUAGACGACACGGCCAUCUACUUCAUCCUCGCAUCCCCCGACGUAGCGCUAGCAGCACCGUAUGAGAACACAUACAUGUGCGACGACUGGUGCUCCCUGCGGCAGCACAUGAACUUAACGGCAUGGGAUGGUUACACGAGCAGCAUCCGAUACGUGGUUAUUGGCGACGCUAGCAAGUGCCCGGAGAAGUGUGCUCACCUAUUUGGCCACUCGUAA